Messenger RNA from Brienomyrus brachyistius, 2249 nucleotides. RefSeq names its product polypyrimidine tract binding protein 2b (gene ptbp2b). The transcript has 15 exons. Bases 112 to 1761 code for a protein of 549 amino acids. The record is from RefSeq and is a predicted model, not a curated record. Gene Ontology annotation, cellular component: nucleus. Lineage: Eukaryota; Metazoa; Chordata; Actinopteri; Osteoglossiformes; Mormyridae. Gene Ontology annotation, biological process: regulation of RNA splicing; mRNA processing. Gene Ontology annotation, molecular function: mRNA binding.
CGGCUUUGUUCGUCUAUUUCCGUGCAGGCCUCCGGCUGCCAUUUUGUUGUCUGACUUGUUGGCUGAGGCGCUGUAGUUAGCAGGAACCCAGCGUAGAUACGUUCUCCGGCAAUGGACGGCAUUGUCAGUGAUGUUGCUGUUGGAGUGAAGAGAGGCUCAGACGAGCUGCUGUCAGGCAGCCACUACACCAGUCCGAGCACUGGUAUGAGUGGGAUUGUAACUGCUAACGGAAAUGAUAGCAAGAAACUGAGAGUGGAAGACAGAAUGGACGCCACCCCUUCCCGUGUCCUCCACAUAAGGAAGCUGCCCAAUGAAGUUUCUGAGACGGAGGUCAUCGCCUUGGGCUUGCCUUUUGGGAAGGUCACCAAUAUCCUGAUGCUUAAGGGAAAGAAUCAGGCAUUCCUGGAGCUGGGGACAGAGGAAGCCGCCAUUACCAUGGUGAACUACUACACGGCUGUGACACCUCAUGUCCGCAACGUCCCCGUCUUCAUCCAGUACUCCAAUCACAAAGAGCUGAAGACCGAUAAUGCCCUCAACCAGCGUGCACAAGCGGUCCUCCAGGCCGUGACAGCGGUCCAGGCGGGAGGCACCCCGACGUCGGGAACGACAGCCAGCGAGAAUGCGCUGACGCCGGCGCCCAGCCCCGUGCUGCGGAUAAUCAUCGAUAAUAUGUUCUAUCCCGUCACUCUGGAUGUCCUUCAACAGAUCUUUUCCAAGUUCGGAACGGUCAUGAAGAUCAUCACGUUCACCAAGAACAAUCAGUUUCAAGCCCUGCUGCAGUUCAGCGACCCUGUGAAUGCCCAGCAAGCAAAGCUGUCCUUGGAUGGGCAAAACAUCUACAAUGCCUGUUGCACGCUGCGCAUUGACUUCUCUAAGCUGGUCAACCUUAAUGUCAAGUAUAACAACGACAAGAGCCGGGACUAUACCAGACCAGAACUGCCUGCUGGAGACGGACAGCCCUCCGUCGAUCCCACUGCAGCAGCUGGCUUCAGCAAAGAUACCUCCUCUCUGCUCGGAACUCCGUCUGGAAUGAUGACUCCCUACACCAGUGGCGGGGCGUUCCCGUCCACCCUCAGCUUCGCGCAGGGCGGAGGGGCGCUGAGUCCGCUGAGCGCCGCCGCGGCCGCAGCGGCUGCAGCCGGAAGGGUGGCGCUGUCCGGUCACACGGGCAGCAGCGGCGUGCUGCUAGUCAGCAACCUCAACGAGGAGAUGGUUACGCCCCAAAGUCUGUUUACCCUCUUCGGAGUUUACGGCGAUGCUCAGCGUGUGAAGAUACUAUACAAUAAAAAAGACAGCGCGCUCAUACAAAUGGCCGACGCCAAUCAAGCACAGCUUGCCAUGAGUCAUCUGAAUGGCCAGAAGAUGUACGGAAAGAUAAUCCGGGUGACUCUGUCGAAACAUCAGACGGUGCAGCUGCCCAGAGAAGGUCUGGAUGACCAGGGGCUCACAAAGGACUUCACUAACUCCCCCCUGCAUCGAUUCAAGAAGCCCGGUUCGAAAAACUUCCAGAACAUCUUUCCGCCGUCUGCCACUCUCCACCUUUCCAACAUCCCACAAAAUGUAACUGAAGAUGACCUCCGACUGCUAUUCUCGAAUUCCGGUGGCACUGUGAAAGCAUUUAAGUUUUUCCAAGACCACAGAAUGGCACUGCUGCAGAUGUCAACGGUGGAAGAAGCUAUCCAGGCCUUGAUCGACCUCCACAAUUACAACAUGGGUGACAACCAUCACUUGAGGGUCUCCUUCUCGAAGUCGACUAUCUGAAGCAGUUGAGAGUUGCUCCUCUUAAUACUUUCGAGUGGUGUUACCUGUUGACAGUUUCUCCAUACUGGGGACCACCAUUUUGGCUCUCGUGUUUUGUUUUGUUUUGUUUAUUUCUUUUGUUUGUUCAGUCAUUCCUUAAUAUGACGGAUUCUGAAAAAAAAUAAUAAUCUGGAGAGAUACUGCUCUGCUUUGGAGAUACUGUCCUCAUUUGUCUGUUAGGCAAGCCAUUAACUCUUUCUAUUUCUUCAAACGAAGGAUGGAAAUCUUUUUAUUAGUGAGUUGAAAAGACACGUGCCUUACUUACACAGUACCAACACUUCAGUUUUUGCAUUUAAGUAGGUUAUAUCUGUUUAGGCACAUUGUUUCUUAUGGUCUGUGGGGUGGAUGUGUGUAAAUGCCCCAGGUGUCCUUCUGUGUCUGUAUAUUUUGACAUGCAUCCCCUUAAGUGUAGACCAUUAACUCCUAGAAUUAAAUUUCUGUUUGUGAAA